This is a messenger RNA of Ochotona curzoniae (black-lipped pika), 1273 nucleotides long. RefSeq names its product leucine zipper and CTNNBIP1 domain containing (gene LZIC). Lineage: Eukaryota; Metazoa; Chordata; Mammalia; Lagomorpha; Ochotonidae. The coding region runs from base 521 to 1132 and encodes 203 amino acids. Gene Ontology annotation, cellular component: nucleus; cytosol; beta-catenin destruction complex. The transcript has 7 exons. Gene Ontology annotation, molecular function: beta-catenin binding. The record is from RefSeq and is a predicted model, not a curated record. Gene Ontology annotation, biological process: negative regulation of Wnt signaling pathway.
ACAGGGAGGGAGGAAUGGCGGGGGCUGGAGAGGGUACCCCGAUGGGCCUGAGACGGUGGGCUGGCGUCUGACCCUAGCCGGCCUUGCGAGGCCCGGCAGGUGCACGGCGGCCUGACCCGAGUGUCCCGUCCCCCGCGGACGUGGGCUGGGCCUUGCUGCCAGCGGGAAGGGUGUGCUUUCCAUGCUCACCUUCUUCGUGUCCUGGGCCGGAGUGGGCGAGCCGCGGGGGCUCCGUGGCGGUGCCCGUGGAGUAAAUGCUGAUGGCCUCCCUUCUUGCAGCCAGCGUCACCCCGACUCCCGCCGACUUUGAACUUUGAGCCUCUCGUAGUCACGAUGACCGAUUUAUGACUCGGGGCUUCGGGCUUUGCGGGCGGGUUUCCAUCGGGACGCAUCAGCACGGUGUGAAGUCCACAGUUCUGAGCGACAGGUGAGCCUGAGGGACUCUGGAUUGGCUGUUUCUGGGGUGUUUCUGGGCAACACGCGCCACCUUUGUUGAAUCCUAGUUGGUAGCCGCGAGUUGAUGCUUCCGUGGGGUUUAUUGUUCUGUCCAGAGAUUGAAAUGGCUUCCAGAGGAAAGACAGAGACAAGCAAAUUAAAGCAGAACUUAGAAGAACAGCUGGACCGACUAAUGCAGCAGUUACAGGAUCUGGAGGAGUGCAGGGAGGAACUUGACACAGAUGAGUAUGAGGAAACCAAAAAGGAAACUCUGGAGCAGCUAAGUGAAUUUAAUGAUUCACUGAAGAAAAUUAUGUCUGGAAACAUGACUUUGGUUGAUGAACUAAGCGGGAUGCAGCUGGCUAUUCAGGCCGCUAUCAGCCAGGCCUUCAAAACCCCAGAGGUCAUCAGAUUAUUUGCAAAGAAACAGCCGGGUCAGCUUCGGACAAGGUUAGCAGAGAUGGACAGAGAUCUGAUGGUGGGAAAACUGGAGAGAGACCUGUAUACACAACAGAAAGGGGAGAUCCUGACCGCGCUCAGGAAACUCGGAGAGAAGCUCACUGCCGAGGACGAGGCCUUCUUGUCAGCCAACGCAGGCGCGCUGCUCAGCCAGUUUGAGAGAGUCUCCGCGGACCUGGGCUCUGGAGAUAAAGUCCUUGCUCUGGCAAGUUUUGAAGUUGAAAAAAACAAAAAGUGACCAGCACGGAAGCCCGCACGUGACAUUCUUCCGUCUCGCUCUGUUUUCUUCCUGAGAAUAUUGAGUUGUUGAAAGCAGUAGAUUCCCAGCGUGCAUUAAUAGCCUAGGAAAGCGUGGCAUAAAAACACCCUUUGACCUCUG